GUGACAGGGGAAGAAGGAAUUAGGGGUGAAGCAGAAAUCCCAUUAGUCAUUGUCCACACAGUCCAACUCACACACACACACACACACCAGUGUCUGCGUUUUGCCAUCUUGAGCUGGAAAAUAAUGUUCAUACUGCAGGCACCUCAUGCACUUCUCCGUUUUAGGAGGUGAUGCUCCUCGUAUGUCCCUGAAAGUGUUCCUUCGCCUAAAGCCUGACACCUCAUCUGUGGCUAUGCUUGGAAAGAGCUGUUUAAAGCAAAGUAAUGUUAGAGACAGUGAAAAUUUUAACCCAUUUUUUUUCUUUCCGGCUCUCCCCAGGAAUGUUGCGGUCAAGAUGGCUACGACAGGACUGUAUAAAAUGGGUGAUGGAAGCAGCCAUGCCACUAACUGCUUCCCUGCCAGGAACAUUUUAAGGGCACUUUUGGAGGGUUGUGUGCUCACCUUGCCAUCUCCUCUGCCUUGGUCCAUCAUCGUGCUAGGGUCUGGGCGCUGGAUGCUGGCAGGCAGAGCUACCCCAAGGGCUUGGACGGAGAAGGGGACCACCAGGAAGACACCACAGCAGAGGAGAAAGCCCCCAGAGUCUACCUCCAUGGAAGAAAAUAACGAAGGCAAUGUCCUGGGUGAACAAUUUCUGACGAAGCACCACUGUUUGAAGAACCCCUCUGACCUGUGCUCUGUGAACGUAAGCAGCCAAAAUCUGGUCUCUGCUAAAUAUGAUCUUGAGAAAUUUGAUUGUGUUGCUUUUAUAAAAGCUGCUGAGAAUCUGCUGACACUAGAGUCAUUUUGGAAGUUUCCAGCACUGCGGGAACUGGAACUUUCCUUGAAUGGACUAAGAAAUCUCAAAAGCACUGCUGGAGACUUCCUGCAUUUGGAAAAUCUGGAUCUCUCCUACAAUAACUUGUCCUCCCAGGACAUUUGGACAUUGGGAGAUUUGUCCCAGCUCAGAGUCCUUCGCUUGAUGGCCAACAGGCUUCGGUCCCUUCCUCCGGACCUGGCAGGCUCGAGGGACUCUCCUCAUUUAAGGUUUCCACCUCUGGAGAUCUUGUCACUGGAUGACAAUCAUCUGUCAGACCUGAGUGUCUUUGUGAGCCUGUCUCCUCUUUGUAGCCUGAGGGAGCCGAAUCUGGACAGGAACGGGAUUUCAGCUGGCCCCUGCCCGCACCAAGCAGAGAGCAGGCAGUUCUUCCUCCGCUCGGAGCUGGACGGCUUCAGGGCAGAGUGGUACAAGUCCUUGAGCAGCUUCUGGCAGCUCCGGCCACUGCAGCAGGAGGGCACGGAGGUGCCAGCAGAGCUGGAAGUGGGGAAAGGACAGUUGCUGCGGAAUGCCAGGGAUCCAGGCAGGACGGAGGUUGCUUUUAAUUCUGGCUCUCAGGAACGCCCGGUUGAUCCCAGGGAUGGAAGUCAAUCUGUCUUGAAGACUGCGGCUCCUUCCAUGCACAGGGACACUUGUGUUCCCUUUCCUGAACUGAAGUAUCUCAGCCUGGCCUUCAACAAGAUGGUGGAUGAGACAGAUCUCCUACUGGCUUUCUUCCUGUGCCCGAAGGAGCUGACAUUCCACAGCAACCCUCUUACCACCACCCGACGCAAACAGCCACCUCUGCUGACCUGGCUCCUCCAGCACAAUCUGGGGAUUAAACUUGUCCGACAGAAGAACCUAGCGGCAGAGAGGUGGCACUUCUCCAUCCCUCUCAAAGCCAGCCACAAGGUCAUGUCGCAUCUUCCCAAAGUCACAAAGCAGCUGCUGAUGCUGGAAGCUCCUGCCAAGACCUUUCUGCUCCCAGCUGUGGUGGAGGCUGCGAGAGAUGCUGCACCUCCGAGUCUGGCCCAGCCACUGACCCCCAUCAGCUCUGUGACCCCAGCCAGCAGCCAGCAGCUAGUGCUGGGGGAAGGGGAAAGCGACUCCAGGCCUCCUCCUGGCUCAGCCGAGGAAGAUGCUGCAUCCCUCUUCAUGACACAGGGAUACAGAAGAACACUGUACAUCUUGAAACACCCCCUGCUUUACCGGGGUGCCAAGCCACAACUGGAUGGUGUGCAAACGCCCUACAUGCCUCAGGGAGAGCGUGGGAGGAUGCCCAGCCUUCCUGCCUGAAAGGCAAAAGCAGAGGUCCGGGAAGCAAUCCUCGUGGCCAUGAGAAACACCUUGACCAUUACUGAAGUCGCCUUGGCCUCUGUUUUGCAAAAGAGGAAAUCCAGCCCCAGGGCAUACCAACGGAGGCCAAUGGAGGAAUUCCAGGAGGUGUCUGAGAUCCUCCCGGAAGCAGGGGAGGAGAUGGCCACAUCAGAUGAGGUGCAGGUGGUAAAAGCCCUUCUUGUAGAGGCAGCAUCCAAGCAGGCGUGCCCCAGCCAGCUGCAGCUGCCAGGGAGGAGAAUGGCCAAGAAGGUGCCCAAAGGUUAGUUGGCAGUAUAGCCAGGGGUUGAAUAAAGCAUCCCACACCUUGGUCCUCUUGGACAAAAUGUUUUUAACUUGUUUGGAGCCGCUUUCCCCCUCUUGAGGUUGGAAAAUCCAGUGCAGUGAGAAGAUUCAUCUCAGGCUUUCAGGCAGUGAAUUCCAGCUUGAAAGCACCGAUCCAGCCACAACGCUGCAAUGACAGCACACGAAAACCGUAUCUGCUCGUUGUGCUCUGCAGUUCCUGGAAAAUAAGGUGUGUCCUCAUCCAUCCCUGUGCAAAAACUAACUUGUAAGAAAAACUACUGCACCCUCUAGGCAUUGCAGGCAGGUUUUGGCCAGCAAUGAACAGGGCAGAGCUCCGUCACCGCCUGUCCCACGAUGAGCACAGCUCACCACGGGGCUCUGCCUGUGCUGACCCACCGGUUGUACAAGGAGGGCUUGCGGGUGAGCAGCAACACCGUGACCCUUAACUGGUCCAGCGCUGGUCUGUCCCACAGCCAAGUGCUGGGGACAAUCCAUCUCACGCCGGAGCAGCGCUGCUGUGGCAGCUCUGAGCACGGAGCUUCAUCCCACUGCAGGACACGAGUGUGUGCAGGAGCCAAGCUGGGCACAAAAUGGUGAUUAAAAACCCCAAAUUCAUCCCCCAGCCUGGCACCUCUAAAAAGAGCUGCAUCAAUGCAACCAGAAGGGUUGGGAUGAGUGGUGGGGAGUGAUGGAGGAUGCUCACUUCCCACUGGCUGCUCACCUACAUGGAAAACACAGCAUUAUACUCACCUUACCUUU
Molecule: messenger RNA, 3172 nt
Organism: Falco peregrinus (peregrine falcon)
Lineage: Eukaryota; Metazoa; Chordata; Aves; Falconiformes; Falconidae
Gene: XRRA1
Product: X-ray radiation resistance associated 1
Cellular component (GO): nucleus
Molecular function (GO): protein binding
Source: RefSeq, a predicted model, not a curated record